CUCCCAAAAAAGUAAACCUGGUUUAGUAUCGGAUUCACUGAAUUUCAUGCAGCCGACUGACUCUCAAACCUCUCAGCCUGCCGCAUUCUGCGAACGUGACUCGACGAGAACAUGACAAUGACUCGAGGUGUGUGCUUGGCCCUUCUCUUCUUGCCGUUGGUGGAGAGCACACGGAGCUAUGCCAAGAUGCAAGAGGUGGAAGAGCACACGGCCGAGAGUCGUUCCGUGCCCAAAGUGAUCUAUGACUGCGCCAAGCCGGAGCUCUGGUGCAGACGCAUGUGGAAAAGCUGGAGGAAGCGAAUCGCCUGGCGGAACAGAAGAAAGCCGACUCCACGGCCAAGAUCGCCUCCACGGCCAAGAUCGCCAAGGACAUGCAGGUGAAGACGGAUCACAUCGCAGACAAGGCGAAGGCCACGCGCGAUCUGAUGAUCAAAGUGGAGAAAGCGGCGGCGGAGCACAGCAAAGCAGGUGAAGAUCACAAGAGCUCCAUGACGAAGUUUGGCAAGAUCAGUGACGACAUGGAAGCCUUGGCCAGAAAGAUCACCAUGAAGGAACAGGCGCUGACACAGAUCGUGAGCACUUACAAAAGGCAAAUCGCUGAGAUGAAGGCUCAGAUGGAUGAAAUGAUGAAGGACAAAGAGAAGGCUGAGAACGAGAUGAAGGAUCUCAAGACUCAGGCCGCGUCGGCGGGCAAGUUCAAGACUGAUGUGCAACAGGAACAAGCCAAGACUGAAAAGGAGAUGCAAACUGCGCAACAGGAGCUCCAGGCCAUCCGGCGCGCCCUGGACUCCGCGGUGAGCGCCGCCACGGUGGCCGAGGCGCAGGAGGUGCAGGCGGCGAACGAGGCGCGCGAGGCCAAUGGACGCGUGGAGGUGGCCAAGAAGACCAAGGAGUAUUUGAUGAAGAUCCGAGGUGCAGUGCGAUCCUACUACGGCAGCAUCGAUGAUCUCGAGGGCGCUGUGGAGGGCCAGGCCAAGGUGGAGCUGAAGGAUGUUGCAGAAGCCAAGACGAUGUUGGAAAAGUACAACACGAUGAUUAGCUCCUUCCGGAACUUGCACGCCUAUGAUGCGGAAGUCUACACGAAGGUCACUCCAGCCAUCAAGGAAGUGAAGGAGAACGCUUUCGCCCAGAUUCGUUUCAUCUGUGACAUGAUGGGCAUCAAAACCAGCAAGGAUGCGCAUUGCCUCUCCGACCUUUGGGGAACGCUGGGAAUGACCAAGUUGGAGUUCCCUUCCGACUGAGCCGCGUCGGAUCGAUGAACGACCGCGAUGCGUAGCUGGCGUCAUAGAGAAA
This is a messenger RNA of Cladocopium goreaui, 1293 nucleotides long. The record is from the annotation of a GenBank genome assembly. Lineage: Eukaryota; Dinophyceae; Suessiales; Symbiodiniaceae.